UUGGCUUUUGCACCAAGAGACUUCCACAACGGCGAGUCAGGGCAGACAUCGAUGCGUCCCACAAACUCUGGUGGCGGCCGGUCGCCCAAAAGGAAGAAGAUCGAGAGAGCUCCGACGGACAUCCAAUCCCUAGAGCACGACAUCCUCUGCAUAAUCUUCUCGUUCCUGAGCCUAUUUGAUCUCGUUCGUUGCUCUGUUGUUUGCAAAUCCUGGAAUGCAAUUAUCAAUAGGUCUAAGUUAUUGCAACUACUUUAUUACAAGCUGCAACGGAAUUCUGAGGGCCUUUCAAGUGUAUCUACUAGUUUAGAGCAAUCAUUGAGAAUAUAUCUGGAGCAGCUAGCAAUGAAGCAUCAUAGGCUAUCCUUAAUAGAUGGUCCAUUUCAGAUUGAGCAAUGGAAAGGCCAUUCAGCCGGGGUCGAUCAGUGCCGCAUGAAGAUGGGUUUGGUUCUUACUGGUGUAGGUGACAAGGUUAUGCGUCUAUGGUCACUAGAAAGCUAUAAAUGCAUAGAAGAAUACUCUGUCCCAGAUAAAGUUUCACUGGUUGACUUUGAUUUUGAUGAGAGCAAGAUUGUUGGUUUGGUUGGUACUCGUAUAUGCAUAUGGAGGCGCAAUGGGAGUAGAAGCAUAUUCCCCUCACAUGAAGGCACCUUUCCAAAGGGUUUAUGCAUGCGUUACUUUGAUCCAGAGGCUAUAGUUGGAUGUGAGGAUGGAGCCGUUCGUGUUUUUGACAUGUAUAGUAGGACAUGUUCUCGAAUAAUUAGGAUGCAUGCUGCACCCGUGACAAGCUUAUGUCUGAGUGAUGAUCAACUAAUUAUAAGCGGUUCCUCCCUUGGCAGCAUCACAAUAUCUGGUCUUCUUUCUGAUCAGCGAGUAACCACACUUAGAAGAACUGAUUGCACAGGCAUAAGGACCUUGUGUUUCAAUGCCGUGUCACAUAAACUUUUUGCUGGAACCACUGCUGGAUUUGUAUCGUGUUGGGACAUUAGGACAAUGAGACGCGUAUGGGAGAGACAAGUGAGUUCUAACGUCGUUUAUUCCUUGCAACACCAGCGAAACGACACAUCAACGCUAGUAGUUGGUGGAAUAGAUGGUGUGCUUCGUGUUUUGGAUCAAAACACAGGAGAUGUUCUUUCAAGCUGUACGAUGGACGCACAGAUUUUGCCGAGUUGUUCUGAAAGUGCUAGGGUCGUUGAAAGGAGGAAAGGGAGGAGGCUUUCGGAGGAGGACAUCCACAUUGACAAAAUUCCUAGAAGCACCCGUCCUCCCAUUACAUGCCUGGCUGUUGGGAUGAAGAAGGUUGUUACAACACACAAUAGCAAGUACAUCAGAUUGUGGAAAUUUAACUGAUUGACAACAAGUCUUGUCAACAUCUUUGUCCCCUUUGUAUCUGUAAUUGGGAAACUGAUUGGGACAUUCGGUUUAGCUAUAUGUAUCAGGAUUUAUUUGAUUUAUGUAUUAUUUUACUACUAAAUGAACGAACAUAUUUUAAUGGUUGCUUAA
This is a messenger RNA of Tripterygium wilfordii, 1500 nucleotides long. RefSeq names its product F-box/WD-40 repeat-containing protein At3g52030. NCBI's taxonomy places the organism in Eukaryota, Viridiplantae, Streptophyta, Magnoliopsida, Celastrales, Celastraceae. Gene Ontology annotation, molecular function: protein binding. The transcript is spliced from 9 exons. The record is from RefSeq and is a predicted model, not a curated record. Bases 52 to 1347 code for a protein of 431 amino acids.